UCUUUCCCCACAGUCACAGAACAGGCACACCAUUUUAGUGAGAGAGGGGGAAAAAAGAGUUACCCGAGUGAUUUUACGGUUUCGUUUUGUUAUCUUCUUCGUUCCCUGGGUGCUGCGAUGCCUACAGUAGACAGCUUUACUCUCAGCUGCGACGCUCUGAAUGAGGAGAACACUUUUUCUGAGGGGGACGUUGUGACGGGACAAGUAACUCUGUCCUUAUCGAAGGAAACCAAAGUAAAGAAGCUGUUUGUGAAGGCUAAAGGAGACGCAGACGUCCGAUGGACGCGAAAGAGCGGCGAUCGGACGCACACGUACUAUGCGCACCGGAGAUACUUUAAACUGAAACAGCAUUUAAUCCCAGAGGACUCGGAGGAAACUGUUUUGCCUGAAGGGAUCCAUGUCUACAAAUUCAGCUUUAAGAUUCCAUCAGAAAACAUGCCAUCAUCUUUCAAAGGAAAUCAUGGAAGUAUUGUCUACAAACUAGAGGCCAAGCUGUCCAGGAGCUGGAGGAUGGAUUCCACUGCAGACAAAGAGCUAAAUUUUGUCUCCAAGUCCUUUUCAAACUUCAACACUCUUUUAUGUCAGCAAACCGAUUCUACAGAGCAGGAAACAGGGAUUUUCUCUAAGGGACAGGUGCACAUAGAUGCCACUGUUAACAAGACGGCUUUCACUCCAGGUGAAACUAUGCUGAUAGUUGCAAAAGUCAACAACGCCACUUCUCGAAACAUGACUCCCAAAUUUAACUUGUUACGGCGUAUUGAGUUUUUGGCCCAAGGAGACAGCAAAAAUGAGGAAUACAGCGUCCAAAAAGUGGUGGAUAAGGUAAUCAAACCCCACACCCAGCACGAGGUCAGGUGUGAGUUGCAGGUUCCCACUGAUGAGAUGCCUUCGAUCGAGAACUGUGACAUCAUCUCAGUGACCCACCAGUUAAAGGUCUACCUGGACAUCAGCUUUGCUUUUGAUCCAGAGAUCAUCUUCCCGGUGGUUAUUGCACAUCCAAUGUUUCGUGACAGAGUCAGUGGGAAUGUGGGUCCUUAUCCUGUUGAGGGUUUUGGUGGUCCAACUAACAGCGACUUCCCUCCCCCUGCUGUGGCUGGUGGUCUAUAUCCUUCACUACCAUCUUGCGGUCCUUAUGGCUACCCAGGCGCCCAAGGUCCUUCUGCGCCACCACCUGCGUACCCAGAGGUUCAUAACGGACCGCCUGGUGCUUAUCCUCCUCAGCCACCUCCCAUGUACUCAGUGCCACAAGCGCCUUUUCCAUAUGGACCUCCACCGUCUUUCUCCUCAUCCUCUUCACCGGCUGCCCCAGCAUUCAACGUGCCUCCUUCAGGCCCUCAGAUCCAGCCACCUUUUCCCUCCACGAUACCGUCAGCUCCUGGUUUCAACCCACCGCCUUCUGCUCCAGACAUGAGCGCAGACUUCCUGUCUCAGACGAAUGAUGAUCCUCCGGCAUACCAACUGCUUUUCCCACCUCCUAAUCUGGAAAAUGCUGAUACUAAGUAACCAAAUAUGAAAAUCAUUGCUAACAUAUGUAUAGUAAACCACAGAUUUAACCACUUAAAUGUAUUGCUUUAUGAGUAUGAAUUUAUAAUAAAGCCACUGUAUGCAGUAUUGGAAAUAUUAACCCUUAAGCAGCAUCUAAAACAGGUGUUUGCUGUGACAUGUUGCAGAUGUCUGUGGUCUUUUUAUCAGGUGCUAAUAUUAAAACCAUAAACCUACAUUCUCAGGAUACACUCUUGGAUUAAAAAGCCUUAUGUAACAUUUAAAGUGUCCUUCAUUCUUAGCAUGAAUUUUGCCUGUUAUACCUCUACCUCUCUAUUAGUCCUGUCUAAAGCAUUUUAAAAGCUUGUGUUUUGUGUGUUUGCUAUAUCAGAAUAAAGAUCCUGAAAGUGU
This is a messenger RNA of Fundulus heteroclitus (mummichog), 1893 nucleotides long. Its product is annotated as arrestin domain-containing protein 3. Gene Ontology annotation, cellular component: plasma membrane; cytoplasm. NCBI's taxonomy places the organism in Eukaryota, Metazoa, Chordata, Actinopteri, Cyprinodontiformes, Fundulidae. The record is from RefSeq and is a predicted model, not a curated record. The coding region runs from base 118 to 1503 and encodes 461 amino acids. Gene Ontology annotation, biological process: protein transport. The transcript is spliced from 6 exons.